Molecule: messenger RNA, 768 nt
Organism: Temnothorax curvispinosus
Lineage: Eukaryota; Metazoa; Arthropoda; Insecta; Hymenoptera; Formicidae
Exons: 1
Coding region: 1-768 (255 amino acids)
Molecular function (GO): catalytic activity
Source: RefSeq, a predicted model, not a curated record
AUGGUCGUGGCCGGGGAUUUCAACGCAAAAUCAGCGUUGUGGGGCUCCCCGGUCACCGACAGACGUGGCAGGAUCCUGGAGACAUGGGCGGCGGGCCUGGACCUGGUCAUUGUCAACUCCGGACAGGUACAGACUUGUGUGAGGCGGCAGGGGGGAUCGAUAAUUGACCUCACGUGGGCCAGUCCCCCUGUCGCCCGCAGGAUAGAGGGAUGGAGGGUGGCCGAGGAGACGGAGUCGCUCUCCGAUCACCUAUUUAUAGAAAUGUCUCUCUCGGUCAUCCCACCGGAGGUCCAGGCUCGUCGUAGGGUGGCGGAAUCACGUUUUCCCAGGUGGGCGUUGAAGAAGAUAAAUACGGACUUGAUCAGGGCGGCCAUGAGUGUGUCGCUCUGGGCGGAAGACCCGGUAUCUUCCUCAGAGGAGGUAGACGAGGCCGCUGGCUGGAUCGGGGAUUUAAUGGCGGCUGCGUGUGACGCCGCCAUGCCCCGAAUAAAGCCAAUGGUGAGAAAGGCGGCCUACUGGUGGACGGAGGAGAUCGCCGAGUUACGGCGCUCCUCCGUCCGGGCUAGACGCCGCUGGCUAAGGGCCAGACGCAGCCAAGACCAGCGACGGAUGGACGAGACGGGAGUGGAGUACCGUUCCGCCAAACGGCUCUACUCCUGGGCCAUCAAGCAGGCCAAGGACAAGUCCUGGCAGGAACUACUGAAGGCCCUGGACGAGGAUCCGUGGGGGCGUCCCUACCGCAUGGUGUUGAACAAAUUGCGGACAUGA